Messenger RNA from Helianthus annuus (common sunflower), 1623 nucleotides. RefSeq lists its product as uncharacterized. The coding region runs from base 1 to 1623 and encodes 540 amino acids. The transcript has 2 exons. The record is from RefSeq and is a predicted model, not a curated record. Gene Ontology annotation, biological process: DNA integration. NCBI's taxonomy places the organism in Eukaryota, Viridiplantae, Streptophyta, Magnoliopsida, Asterales, Asteraceae. Gene Ontology annotation, molecular function: RNA-DNA hybrid ribonuclease activity; nucleic acid binding.
AUGAAGGGCACGUCUAAUGAGUUGUGGUUACUAUACACUGAUGGGGCAUCAAAUGAGGACGGCGCAGGAGCAGGGUUGCGCCUCGUGAGCCCCGAGAAGCAUGAAUUUACAUACGCCAUCAAGUUGGAUUUCAAGAACACCAACAAUGAGGCGGAAUAUGAGGCAUUCCUGGCAGGCUUACGUCUCGCCAUAAAAAUGGGGGCUCAAAAUCUACAAGCACAUGUCGACUCACUUUUGAUCGCCAGUCAAAUCAACGGAAUCUAUGAUGCAAAAGGCGAAGUUAUGGCCUUAUAUUUGGAUCAGGCGAAAGAGUUGCUUCAGCAAUUCAAAUCAUACAAGGUAGUUCACAUCAAUCGUUCCGAAAACAAACCAGCAGACGCCUUGAGCAAGCUCGCUUCAAAUUCCUUUCAACAUCUCGCCAAAGAUGUAAGGAUUGAAGUACUCAAAAAUCCAUCAGUCCUGCUACGCCAGGUAAACGUGAUUGAAAUAAGGCAGCCAUCUUGGAUGACCCCUAUAAUUCAAUAUCUGCAAGAAGGAAUACUCCCGGAGAGCAAAGCAGAGGCAAGGAAGAUUCAAAACAAGGCCCUGCAUUAUGAGAUGAAUGGUGGUAUUCUAUACCGAAAAUCCUUCUUGGGGCCCCUAUUGCGCUGUGUAGACCCCCAAGACGCGAAUUACCUGAUCAGAGAGAUUCAUGAAGGAAUCUGUGGCAUCCAUGCAGGCCCGCGCAUGGUUGUCGCGAAGAUUAUGAAUGCUGGAUAUUACUGGCCAGGGAUGCAUGUCGAUGCUCUAAGGGAGUUGCGCAAAUGUGACUCAUGCCAAAGACACUCCCCGAAAACCCUGCGCCCGAAAAACGAUCUCAUUCCUGUAUCCACUGCUUGGCCUUUCCAACAGUGGGGAAUUGAUAUGGUGGGACCUUUCCCUGAUGCUCCGGGAGCCGUGAAGUUUGGUCUCCCACUCAAAAUCGUCACAAACAACAGUACCAAUUUUGCUUCCGAGGAUCUUCAAAAUUGGAUGAAGGAAAUGAAGAUUGAGCAUACUUUCUCCUCCAUUGCACAUCCUCAAGGCAAUGGUCAGGUGGAAAGUGUCAACAAAAGUAUCGUCGAGUGGAUAAAAGCCCGUCUGGGCACAAAGAGAAGAGGCUGGGUAGAUGAGUUCCCAAGCAUCCUGUGGGCUCAUCGAACCAUGCCGAAAACAAGCACUGGCGAAACUCCUUUCAGCCUAGUCUAUGGCUCGGAGGCAGUUAUCCCAGCUGAAAUCGGCCUGCCCUCGCCACGUUUGACAGCAAUCAAUACUAUCGAAAACGAGGCAGAGCGUCGUCUUGACUUGGAUUUGCUAGAAGAGAGGCGAGAAAUUGCGCGAAUUAAAGAAGUCAAGUACAAGACACAACUGGAAAGGUACUACAAUGCGAGAGUUCGCAUUUGUACCUUCACUCCAGGAGAAUAUGUCUUCCGAGACGAUGAAGCUUCAAACGCCGAGCGCCCAGGGAAGCUAGCACCCAAAUGGGAAGGCCCGUACUUAAUACAUGAAGUGCUAGGGAAAGGGGCAUACAAAUUGCGCACUCUGGAUGGAUACAUCAUCCCGCGCACGUGGAAUGCGCAACAACUGCGCAAGUGCUACAUGUAA